This is a messenger RNA of Carcharodon carcharias (great white shark), 1892 nucleotides long. RefSeq names its product matrix metallopeptidase 17a (gene mmp17a). NCBI's taxonomy places the organism in Eukaryota, Metazoa, Chordata, Chondrichthyes, Lamniformes, Lamnidae. The record is from RefSeq and is a predicted model, not a curated record. Gene Ontology annotation, molecular function: zinc ion binding; metalloendopeptidase activity. Gene Ontology annotation, cellular component: extracellular matrix. Bases 165 to 1892 code for a protein of 575 amino acids. Gene Ontology annotation, biological process: proteolysis; extracellular matrix organization; collagen catabolic process. The transcript has 10 exons.
GAAUGAGCUCUAGUGGAGUUGGUGAGAAACUCCGAGAUUGAGUAGUGGGAUUUGCAGCUGCCCCGACAUCUGGGGAAAUGAGCAGACGCUGAGAAAUCCAGGAGGAGAAGGACAUUCAUUGCCUUUGGAAGCGAGAGACCUGUUGGAUUUUAAGGCGCUUGGACAUGUUGUUACUGAUGGUGACCGUGUUAAUGUUUCACUUGUCCGGGGCAGACUCGGGACCAGCUUCCAGCGGCGACAUGAUCACGGGAAUUGAAUGGUUGACUAAGUUUGGGUACCUACCUCCUCCAGAUCCUGUUACUGGACAACUUCAAACCCAAGAAGCAUUAACAAAGGCCAUUAAAGCCAUGCAGAAAUUUGGGGGCCUUGAAAUUAGUGGAGUAAUAGACCGAGCCACAUUGAUGCUAAUGAAGACACCUCGUUGCUCACUGCCUGAUAUCGCUGAGCCAGAAAUAAGCAGGAGGAAAAGAUCUGUCCGACUUGGAACUAAAUGGAAUAAGAGAAAUAUAUCCUGGAGGGUCAGGACAUUUCCUAAAUCCUCCCAUUUAGGCCACGACACAAUUCGGGCCCUUAUGUAUUAUGCCCUGAAGGUUUGGAGUGACGUCGCACCGCUCAACUUCCAUGAGGUGGCGGGGGACAACACAGAUAUUCUGAUCGAUUUCCCAAAGUCGCAUCACAACGACCAUUACCCCUUCGAUGGGCCAGGGGGAGCUGUCGCUCACGCCUUCUUCCCCGGGGACAAUCCGAUUGCAGGAGAUGUCCAUUUUGAUGAUGAUGAGAAUUGGACAUUCCGAUCUUCAGAUCCUCGUGAGAUGGACCUGUUUGCUGUAGCUGUCCAUGAAUUUGGCCACGCCAUUGGACUGUCUCAUUCCUCAGCUAAUGAAUCCAUAAUGAGACCUUAUUACCUGGGCCCUGUGGGUGAUCCUCUCCAGUAUCACCUGCCUUAUGAUGACCGAUUGAGAAUCUGGCAGAUAUAUGGUAUCAGAGAGUUACUGUUCCCCACCAGCCAAGCCCAAAUGGAAAAUUCAUCAGAUCACCCAGUGCUCCCAGAACCUCCAGAGAAGCGGCCGUCUGCUCAGCCUAGAGCUGACGUUCCUGACAGAUGCAAUACCAACUUUGAUGCAGUGGCUCAGAUCAGGGGAGAAGCUUUCUUCUUCAAAGGGAAGUAUUUCUGGCGAUUGACCCGAAACAGGCAUUUGGUCUCCUUUCAGCCAGCAGAGAUCCAACGCUUCUGGCGCGGGUUACCUAGCAACAUGGAUGGCGUGGACUCUGUAUAUGAGCGAACUGCUGAUCAUAAAAUAGUAUUUUUCAAAGGAGAACGGUACUGGGUGUUCAAAGAUAACAAUGUGGAGGAGAGUUACCCACGCUUCAUCAGCGACUUUGGUCUGUCUGUGAAGAGCAUUGACGCAGCCUUUGUCUGUCCCCAUGAUGAUAAGACCUAUUUCUUUAAGGACAAUCAGUACUGGAGAUAUGAUGACCACCUACGGAAAAUGGACCCAGACUAUCCAAAGGACACAGUCAUGUGGAAGGGUUUGCCCAGCCAGGUUGAUGAUGCUAUAAAAUGGUCUGAUGGCGCAGCCUAUUUCUUUAAGGGGAAGAAUUACUGGAAAGUGACACACAGUAACAUGGAAAUGGACCCUGGAUACCCAAAGUCGGUGGCCAGGGACUGGCUAGUGUGCACUGAGAUGCAGGCGGACUCAUCGAUUUCAGACGAAGGCCACUCCAGACCCCGAACAGGCCAAGGUCACCACGAUGAAACCAGGUCGGGGAACGAGAAAAGGAACUGCUCUUGCACAUCUGCUGCAGACACAUCGAGACUCGUAGCUCUGUUGAGACGGAAAGCGAAUCUGGCCGUUAUCUUUGUGGUGUCACUGUGGCUUAGAUUGGAUUAA